UGUGGGCAAGACGGACGCAAAUGCCGGAGAAGUGCGUAUCGGAACUAUUCCUACUCCACAAUCCCUGUGUUUACAUUUCAUUCAACUUUCCUUUUUUUAUAUGAGAACGUCUUAAAACUGACUCGCUGAAGAGAAACUAAGUUUCCAUUCACUAUAUGGCACAGGCGUGAGUAAGUGUGCUCUGAAGAUGACAGCCAAACAGAAGUGGGUGGCCCUGAAGGACCAUGUCGCCACCCCCCUGGAGGAGACCCAGACAGACGGCAACCUGGAGAAUGCCGACCCGGAGCUGUGCAUCCGGCUGCUGCAGAUCCCCACCGUGGUCAACUACUCGGGCCUGAAGCGUCGGCUGGAGGCCAGCGACAGCGCCUGGAUGACCCAGUUCCUGGAGCUGAGCGGCCUGGACCUGCUCCUGGAGGCCCUGGACCGGCUGUCUGGGCGGGGCUGCGCCCGCAUCUCCGACGCCCUCCUGCAGCUGACCUGCGUCGGCUGCGUGCGUGCGGUCAUGAACUCCUCCGCGGGCAUCCACUUCAUCGUGGACAACGAGGGCGGAUAUGUUCGCAAGCUGUCUCAAGCUCUGGACACUUCUAACACCAUGGUCAAGAAGCAAGUGUUUGACCUCCUGGCUGCCCUUUGCAUGUUCUCUGGAGAUGGCCACAGCCUUGCCUUGGAUGCCCUGGAGCACUACAAGAGUGUGAAGACCCAGCAGUACCGCUUCAGCGUCAUCAUGAAUGAGCUUCAGGCCACGGACAACGUGUCGUACAUGGUCACCCUCCUCAGUGUGGUCAAUACCCUCAUCUUCGGCGCUGAGGACCUCAGGAGGAGAGACAGGCUGCGCAAGGAGUUCAUUGGGCUACAGUUACUGGAUAUACUUCCAAAAUUAAGGGAGCUGGAGGAGGAGGACCUGGUUAUCCAAUGUGAGGCGUUCGAGGAGACAAUGGCCGAGGAUGAGGAGGAGCUCCAGAGGAUCUAUGGGGGCAUUGACAUGAGCAGCCACCAGGAGGUGUUCUCUGCCGUCUUCACCAAAGUGAGCAGCUCUCCCUCCUCUCUCCAGCUGCUGUCCAUCCUGCAGGCCCUAAUGCAGCUGGGUCCAGACCAGGCUGAGAUGUGGCAGGCACUGGAGGCCCUUACCACCAGGGCCACACUGCUGGCCCAAGAAGCUGCAGUGGAAAGUGUUGACAGCGUCAUGGAGCGGCUGGUUUCUUCCAAGGCGAAGGCGGGGUCCAGCGGCCAGCAGUCUCCGGACCGCGGGCUGAAGAGGACGAACAGGGCCGUGCAAACGGACCCAGCGGACAGCGAGCCACGGGCAAGCCCAGGCUCUGUCACUCAGCCAUGCCAGUCUUCUACUGUGGCGUCUCCCACCCCAGUGCCUCCUCCUCCUCCUCCUCCUCCUCCUCCUCCACCUCUUCCUUCAGCCAUUAUGGGAGGCUCGCCCCUGCCCCCACCAGCCCCACCCCUGCCGUCCACAGCGCAUGGAGUUCCCCCGCCCCCUCCACCCUUGCCUGGAUUGGUGCCCCCACCCCCACCACCUCCACCCUUGCCUGGAUUCGGGCCCCCGCCUCCUCCUCCUCUGGCUGGACUCUUCGGUGUCCCACCACCACCUCCUCCACCACCCCCCAUGCCAGGAGUGGCUGGCGGAGGACCCCCGCCACCACCGCCGCUCCCUGGCAUGCCCCCACCGCCCCCUCCUCCCCCAGGCAUGGAAACCAUAAUAGUGGCAAAGACCAGUCAAUCACUGGGGUGCUCCUAUGGCUCCACCCACAAAGCAGGCCGCUGUCCCACACAUCGAAUGAAGAAGCUCAACUGGCAGAAACUCCCACCCAGAGCUGUGUCCAGCAGCCAUUCAAUGUGGAUGUCGGUGCAGACGGACAGUCCCAUGGAGCCGGACUACUCCAGCAUCGAGCAGCUCUUCUGCCUGCCCCAGGUGGAUCCCAAGAGCAAGAGCACGACUGCUCCGGCCAAGAAGGAACCCAAAGAGAUAUCUUUCAUUGAUGCCAAGAAAAACAUGAACUUAAAUAUAUUCCUGAAGCAGUUCAGAUGUUCAAAUGAGGAGUUUGUGGCCAUGGUGGUGGGUGGGGACCGCUCCAAGUUUGAUGUGGAGGUGCUGAAACAGCUUCAGAAGCUUCUACCAGAAAAACAUGAGACUGAGAACCUGACGUCGUUCCAAGGGGAGCGAGAGAAACUGGCUAAUGCUGACCAGUUCUACCUUCUUCUCCUCGCUGUGCCAUGUUAUUCUCUGAGGAUAGAGUGCAUGUUGCUGUGUGAGGAGAUUGCCUGUGUGCUGGAGAUGCUGAGGCCCAAAGUGGAGCUGGUGGCCCAGGCGUGCGACGGCGUGAGACAAAGUGUUCGCCUGUCCCGUUUCUGUAAGCUGAUACUUGACGUUGGGAACUUUCUCAACUACGGAAGCCACACAGGAAAUGCUGAGGGGUUCAGAAUCAGCACCCUGCUAAAGCUAACUGAAACCAAGGCCAACAAAUCCCGUAUCACCCUCCUUCAUCACAUCCUGGAGGAGGCAGAACAGAACCACGCAGACCUGCUGAACCUCCCUGAUGACAUUGAGAUUUGUGAAAAGGCAGCAGGAGUGAACCUGGACUCCAUCCAAUCAGAAGCCAACUCCCUCUCUCUACGCCUGAAGAACAUUGAAAAUAAGGUGUCCUCAUCUGUGGAGGACAUCAAACAGCAGUACAUGAGUGCUAUUCAGGGGAAUAUGGAAUCCUGCAAUGACCUGGAGAAGCAGUUUGCUGUGAUUGAGGAGAAGAAGACUGACCUGGCUCAGUAUCUGUGUGAGGAUGCAUCCACCCUCAAAUUGGAGGACCUCUUUGGCACAAUCAGGACAUUUCGUGGGCUCUUCCUCAAGGCCCUCAAGGAGAACAAGAGCCGCAGGGAACAGGCCGUCAGGAUGGAGCUGAGGCAGAAGCGCCAGGCCGAAGAAGAGGCCAAGAGACAGACAGAAGGCGGAGUGAUCAAGCGAAAGAUCCCCCCGCCGCAGGAAGAAGGCUGCAUAAUUGACAACCUGCUGGCGGACAUCCGGAAGGGCUAUCAGCUGCGAAAGACGAGACCCAAGAGCAAAUUGGAAAGUCCCUUCGCUAUAGAAGUACGAAGGGAUGACGCGCAUACCAGACUAAGCGAUGUGCCUGAAAUUAACACAGACACUGGACACACCCAUACUGUUGAGGCUGUGGCCAAGGAUGGGUCGGUCAGUACAGGCCAAGAGGCACCAGCCACUCCUGUCAGGAGCAUCUGUGAUGUGCCUGACAGUAAUUCAGCAAACACUGCCCCCUCACCGCCCAGCUUGGACGUGACCUCCACCACGGACGAGGAAAACUCAGAAAAACCCCAAUCCUUUCAGAGUACGAAAAAGAAUGGCGGGGAAGUGUCUACAGGACAAAGCGAAGUGCCUGAAAUAAACACAAGAGCUUCAGGCACUGUGGUCACCCAGCCACUUGGCCACACCAGUGCUGUUGAAGGUGUGGUUGAGGAUGGGUCCUCCAGUACUGGCCAAGAGGCACCAGCCCCUCCUGUCAAGAGCAUCUGUGAUGUGCCUGACUGGAACUCAGCAGACUCCGCCCACUCCUUGUCCAGCCCAGACGUGACCUCCACCACAGAUGAGGAAAACUCUGAAAAACCCAAAUCCUUCCAGAAUACGAAAACGAACAGUGGGGAAGGACAAAGCAGUGCACCUGAAAUAGAAACAAAGGCUUCAGACAUUGGAGUCUCUCAGCCCCCUGGCCUCACCAAUGCUGUUGAAGGUGUGGUCAAGGAUGGGUCCUCCAGUACAGACCGAGAGGCACCAGCCUGUCCUGUCAGGAGCAUCUGUGAUGUGCCUGAUGGGAAUUCAGCAGAUUCCGCCCCUUCACCACCCAACCCGGACAUGAUCUCCACCACAGACGAGGAGAAGUCCAAAAAAAAAUCCAGAUCCUUUCAUAUCAAAAAGACCAAAACGAAUCUUGGGGAAGGUAAGUGUUUCAGCAGUGUGCAGCCCACUAUCUAUACAGCCCACUUUCCAACAUGCCAUCUUCUUUUUAUUUAGGAUAUUAUGUGUCUAAUAGGCUAGGAAAACACACAAAACACCACAAGGUUUUAACAACAACAACAACAAUAAUAAUAAUAAUAAUAAUAAUAAUAAUAAAAUCAUUAUUAUUCAUAUAGCACAUUUCAAAAUAGAGUCACUAAGUGCUUUACACAAAAAAUAAUAAAAAAUGUAUUUAAUAAAAUACAAGCAGAGAAUAAUAUUUUAAAAAAGCAAAGAUGAAUAAAUACUAAAAGAGAGAAUUAAAAGCAAUCAAAAAGCAGCAUAAAACCAGAAACAAACUAGUCAAAUGCUAAUGCAAGGGCCGACCACAGCCGAUGACGCACACACCAGGCAGACGGUACCCCGAUGCUCCCUCCCACCCCCCUGCUAUUGUCAGCCAAUCGCCAGCUUGGUGUAUUCCCGACUUCAGAAUUUAGUUGGGACUUCGGAACAGUCAAGAGGGCCCUCCCUGAGAAUCUAGGACUGCACACGGACACAUACAGGGUUAGAAGGUCAGGGAUGUAGCUGGGGACCAGACCAUGAACAGCUUUAAAAGUAAUGUGUGAAAUCUUAAAAUCAAAUCUAAAAUGUACCAACAACCAAUGGAGAAAGGCUAAAAUAGGGGUGUUAUGGUGCCAGCUUUCGGUUUUUGUCAAAGGCGUUUUGGUCAACUUGAAGAGUAUAAUAGUUUCAGUGUCUAUAAAAUUCAGGACCUUCUCUAUACUCCUUAAUUGACCAUACAUGAUUGAAUUAGCCUUUUGUAAUGUGACACAAAAUCAAAUCAGGAUCAAACAUGGUGGAUUUUUAGCUACCAAUUGUUAAUGGAGGUUUAUCGGAUCAAGCACAGACUGUAUGUUUUCUAUAAUUUGCUUAGGGUCAAUAGCAAGACACUACCAGAUAGUUGUUUAUUAUUUACUUAUGUAACCUAUGUAAAUUAUAUCAGACUUCUUCAUUGUGUAAGCUGUAACAUUUCACUGUCCAUUUACAAACAUCAACCUUUCUAUUAUGCAAAGAUUAAGCUCCCUUCUUUGAUGGCCACCAUUAGUCAUUUGAUCAGCACUUCAAGGUCAAGUCACAUAUGCCUGAAAAUAUACCCCAGUCUCUUUUCUGAAGUUUCUGCAAGCCGCUAUAAUGUGGCAUUUCACUGAGGUCCUCAGUCAUUCUAGUCCUGCUGAGCUUCAUUGCCCCCUUGGUAAUGGGUGAGCUUUGGACCAGAAGAACAUGUUCCGUUACGUAUGAACCACAUAGAAGCAGAGUCGUUUAGUCUUUUUUUUCCCCCUCUAAUUUUCUGAAAGCAGACGAUGGCAAAAGGAAAGGACGCAGGGGUCAUAAAAAGAGUUGUGCUUUGCAGUGAGGUAGGUUGGGGGUCCCAUGCGGGACCCCUGGGUGGCGGGUCUACUAAAUAAUUUUGUCUUCGAUCUAACCCAUGUCAGUUUCACUGUUUGUUUGUUCCUUUGUGUGUUUGACUCACUCCUUAAAUUAACCUCUCAUCUUCAUAACCAGGUUUAGAGUUGAUUCCAUUUCAGUUAAAUUAACUCAAAUUAAAUGAAUGGCUUUAAACAAUUACUAUAAUUUUCUCGGGAUUUUUUAAUUAAUUAACUGAUUUGAAAUGGAAUUAGCCUCGACACUACUCCCAAAAAUAACACAAUAUUGGCACUUGGCACCUCAGAUGAGUGAAUUGCAUUGUGGGCAUGUGUAUUGUCACUUACGGGUGUCUUUGUGGGUCGAGUGUGUCCGUCACCUUCAGCUGUGGAAUGACUAAUUAUGAUUGCACCACUGAAUCCCCAUGACCACAGAAGGUAAGCAGAUACAAAUCCCUUGAAGGCUGGAAGACCUGACAAAAGGAAGUUUGCCCCUCUCACAGUAGUACUUUAGGAAGGUUCAGAUUAGAAUAUGUGUCUUCUAAGGUACGUUCAGACGAAUUAUGCUGAUUUUGAGGUGUCCCUCGUUUCCGGUCCCC
Molecule: messenger RNA, 5969 nt
Organism: Anguilla anguilla (European eel)
Lineage: Eukaryota; Metazoa; Chordata; Actinopteri; Anguilliformes; Anguillidae
Product: inverted formin-2-like
Exons: 23
Coding region: 188-4027 (1279 amino acids)
Biological process (GO): actin cytoskeleton organization
Molecular function (GO): small GTPase binding; actin binding
Source: RefSeq, a predicted model, not a curated record